Gilbertella persicaria is the source of this 1198-nucleotide messenger RNA. RefSeq lists its product as uncharacterized. Gene Ontology annotation, cellular component: membrane. Gene Ontology annotation, molecular function: oxidoreductase activity. The record is from RefSeq and is a predicted model, not a curated record. The transcript is spliced from 2 exons. Bases 263 to 1054 code for a protein of 263 amino acids. NCBI's taxonomy places the organism in Eukaryota, Fungi, Mucoromycota, Mucoromycetes, Mucorales, Choanephoraceae.
CUUGCAUGAAUUUUGUUUAUAAUUUGAUAUGUCUACGCGGUUAUUUUUUGCUCUUUUUUCUUUCUCUUUUCAUAGUAUGAUUCGAUUUUGUUUUGCUGCAAGAGAUUUAUUUUUGAAUAUUCUGUUGAUUAUUGCAAGUUAUUUUGCUUUAAUCUUGACCUUUGGACAGACUAUCAAAGAGUUUUUUGCUAGUCUUUUCUUACAAAGAAAGCGAGUACCUCGAGUAGUAGCCAUUACUGGUUCAAGGUAAACAAAAGAAUGAAUGAAUAAUAGCUUAUACGUAUGUUAUAGUUCUGGUAUUGGUGAAGAACUCGCUCAUGCAUUUGCUCAAGAUAAAGUAUCACUUGUGUUGAUUGCCCGGGAUGAAGAACGCUUGGAUAAAGUAGCCAAAGAAUGUAAACAACUGGGUUCGCCUAAUGUCAAGGUUGUUCAGUUAGAUAUCACUGAUACACAAGCCAUUUCUACUGUUUUAUCAGAGAAAAUCAUUGAAUACAAUGUAGAUUUGUUUAUUGCGAAUGCAGGUAUUGCUUUUAUUCCUGAAACACACUUAUUGGACCAAGCACAAGAUGUCUUCAAAUUGAAUGCACUUGGUACCAUUGCCUGUAUUGAAACUGUCUACAAGAGUAUGAAACAACGAGGUCGAGGUGGACAGAUUGCUGCAGUAUCUUCAGGCGGUGUCUUUUUUGCCCCUCCUUACAUGUUGGCCUAUACUGCCUCAAAAGCAGCUGUGAUGAGCUAUUGUCGCGAUCUCCGCAUCUUAGGUCAAGAUGACGGCAUUCUGAUUAAUACGAUUGCGCCAGGUUAUAUCGAUACGCCCAUGACAUCUGUUUUGCCUAAGCAAGUAGGAUUCUUGCAUUUGGAUGCUAAAAAACAUGGCCGACAAGUUAAACAGGCUCUGGAAGCAGACGUGCCUUUGAUCAUGUACCCUACUCAUCAAUACAUUGCUCUUGCCUUGGCCUCUUCUUUGCCACCUUCUGUUAAGCUCUUCCUUGCUCGUAUCACCCAUUUUGUUGCUGAUCAUGUCUUUCGUGAUCGAUACAAGGUUGAUAAAUAAUAAUAAUAAUAAAACGGCUUUUAUUUACAAGAAAGGGAACCAGCCCAUCUUAAGUCAAGGGUGUAUUGUUACCACUGGUCUGUCUUUUACCCUUGAGCAUGUUUUUUAAUGCACGUAAAGCAAACACAGUCAGACCAAUACCCG